UUACUUACCCCCAAACAUUCUGUCUCUCUCUCUCUCAAUCUCACAGAUUUGUUCCUCCUCUCUCUUCAGUAAACCACUUGAAUUCUCUCGAGCUGGAUCCUUACGCCCAUUCGCCUCCCAGAAAAUUUCUCAAAUUUAAAUUGAAACUCUCUGAUUUGCUUGGAAGUUCCCAAUUCACUAUUUCUAGGGUUUUUGCCCUUUUUCUCGGGGGUUUACGCUAAAGGGUAUGAAUCAUCCGAUCUCUCCCUACAGAAGCUUAAUUUCGGAGCGUCUCUACAGUAAAUGACGAGUAACGGCGGGGAGAGGAUUCACACGGUACAGCCGGAGAGAGAUUUGGUGGCGAAUUGGGAAGUUGAUUUGUCGGAGAAGCUAGAAGAGUACCUCCUCAAGAUAUGUACCGGAGAAAUCACCGGAAACGAAGAAGAAGAUGGGAAGAUUCCUGUUAAUUUCGCGGAAGCUGCUUUGUUGCUUCAGGGCUCGGUUCAGGUUUACAGCAAGAAAGUUGAGUACUUGUACAAUUUGGUCUUACGUACAUUGGAGUUUCUAUCCAAGCAAAGAGACCAGGAAGAGUCCAAAGGUACAUCAAACGAGGCUGAGGCAAGCUCCUCUCGUCAGGUUGAUGAAGAAGAAAAUGAUCUCUUCUGGAACGUGGAUGAUAUCCCAGUGGACGCAAAGAAUAGCUUGGACGACUUCGUUGGUGGAGAUUCCUGCCCAAAUCAGUUUGUUAAGCCUCCAGCAAAUCUAGUUGUUCUUGAAGGUGACUGCUUGGAUACUAGCGGUGACGGAGGAGAGCUGGAAUCUUAUCUGUUGGCAACUACACAUCUCUACCGGGAUUUUAUUCUAUUAGACCCAUGUGAUGCUGUAGUGGUAAAUGAAUUUUUAGGUGAUAGCUACGCUGGUAAAAGAAGGAACAGUGCUCGUAGAGGCAGCUCAGCUCGUAAAAGUUUUCACUCACCAGUAGGACGUUCUGGAGGAAGCGCUCGCAGAUCGUCUGUGGGAAAGAAUCAAGGAACCAAUUUCAACCAGUCACCAGUAAAUGGGAAUGGUCCCGAUGCUCAAAACUGUGACCAAGGGUGUCAGUCUCCUCCUGCCUUUGGAGACAAUGAUCAUGGCUUUGACAUGGAUAACGACCAUGGAGGAACAAUGGAUUUGAGUGAUACAGAUGCUGAUGAAGAUGAUCCAUGGAAGCCAUUGAAUCCCUAUGAGCCAGGGAAUUUGAAAGUGAAGCCUUUUAAAAAAGUUAAAACUUUGAGAAAGUUUGGAGCGAGCCUUACCAAGGACCAUAUGGCUACCAUGUUUCCUCUUGCUAGACCCAACGGUCCCAUCAGUGCAGAGCUGAGCGGAAUUUGGGAGAAACGCCGUCCUUCUAGUAACAAUGAGAGAGAACCACAAGACAUUCCCUAUUACGAGAAGCUUCGAGCAUUGCUUGUGAAUGGAGGAAACCAACCUACUGAUGCUAACAGCAAUCACAAGGAGGGCGUUAAGGAUAACAAUGAUGAAGCUAAUAAUGGCGACUUUAAUGAUUUUGGAGAUCAUGGUGGUGAUGAUCAUGAACAUGCGUUCAUGGAUGAAGAUGGUCCAGGCAUGAAUCAUGAUGGUGGAGCUGCAGAUUUCCCCAACCACGAUGGGUUUGGAAACGACGACUCGCAUUGUCAGGAAAGCUUGGAAGAUCUUUGUCGCUCACACCUGGAUGCUCUUCUUGCUAACAUAGCUAAAAGUGAGAAGCAAACGGAUCUAGCUGCUCGGGUUUCAACUUGGAAACAGAAAAUCGAGCAAAACCUAGAAGAACAAGAGCUGCACCCUCCUUUUGACAUUCAAGAAUAUGGAGAAAGGAUUGUCAACAAACUCACUGUUGAAGAGAGUGGAGACGCCGAGACCUUUACUGAUCUCAUGAAAGACCAAGAAAAGCACGAUGUAGCCCGGGCUUUCUCCGCGCUUCUCCAGUUGGUGAACAAUGGAGACGUUGAGCUCGAGAAACCUGGGAACUCGGUAGGCGAACCAGUGUGUUAUACAGCGGUGAAUCCUUUCAGCGUUCGGUUACUCAGUGAUCGUAACAGAAAGGCUGAGAAAACUGAAAUGCGCUUACCCCGGAAACGAGAAAAAUCCCCCACAGCCAAAGGCAAAUCUCCAGAGUCACCACCACCAAAGAAGGCAAACAACACAUGUUCUGUCUCAAGCCAAGAGACUAGGAAAGUGUCCUUAGAGAUAUCAAAGAUGAACAAUGUCGGCACUAAGUGCACACGGAAGAGCAAGAAGAGAUGAAAAAGUUCGAUCUGAUGAGGUAGUAAGGCUAGGUAACUGAAGUUUCUUCAGAGUCAAAAUCACUCAGCGGAAAAUUGUAAAGCUAAAAUGGCUAAUGACUACACAAAUUAGAUUAUAGAUUUUAUCAGACAGUUAGGAAACUCCGUAACUGUGAGUUAUGUAUAAUGAAGGCACUGUCUGAAGUAGUAGCAGCCUAUUUAGUUGUAAUAACAAUCAAAUACCACUUUUGAUGAUCUCUUUAACUUAUUAGGGAGCGUGAUUUUGGAAUUUCCUUAAGGUUUGGAUUGUAGUUCAUAAAGUGAAGUUCCUUUUUAUCUCAAGG
Brassica oleracea var. oleracea is the source of this 2584-nucleotide messenger RNA. Its product is annotated as condensin-2 complex subunit H2. The coding region runs from base 283 to 2262 and encodes 659 amino acids. NCBI's taxonomy places the organism in Eukaryota, Viridiplantae, Streptophyta, Magnoliopsida, Brassicales, Brassicaceae. Gene Ontology annotation, molecular function: chromatin binding. Gene Ontology annotation, biological process: mitotic sister chromatid separation; meiotic chromosome condensation. The transcript is spliced from 11 exons. Gene Ontology annotation, cellular component: condensin complex; nucleus. The record is from RefSeq and is a predicted model, not a curated record.